This is a messenger RNA of Stegastes partitus (bicolor damselfish), 1238 nucleotides long. RefSeq names its product growth factor independent 1A transcription repressor a (gene gfi1aa). Gene Ontology annotation, biological process: regulation of gene expression. The transcript is spliced from 7 exons. Gene Ontology annotation, cellular component: nucleus. The record is from RefSeq and is a predicted model, not a curated record. Lineage: Eukaryota; Metazoa; Chordata; Actinopteri; Pomacentridae. The coding region runs from base 162 to 1238 and encodes 358 amino acids.
CAGAGUGUGACAGCGUGAGGAGCUGAGGGUUUCUCUCUGCAGCUCUCUGACACAGAUGUGAACGCGGACCAGAACGGUAGAUAAAGUCAGAGCGGCGUGGAGAGCAGAGAAGUUGAGGAUUUCAGACGUGACGAGCUCUGAGCGAAGGACAGCUGGACAACAUGCCGAGGUCCUUCCUGGUGAAGAGCAAACGGGCCCACAGCUACCACCAGCCCCGGUACCUGGACGAUGACUACAGCAGGCUGGACACUAUCCUGGCUCACGUGUGCGCAGAAAACAAAUCUCAAGGGGAGUUUGAAUCCAACUUGGAGCCGCAGGAAGAUGUGAGCGCGGCCGCUGACAGACUGUCCCCCGGGUCGAGGCUGCGGUCUCCGGGGUCUCUGUCCUCCAGUUCCCCGCUGAGCUGCGGAGGCAGCGUGUGUGAGCGAUCCUCAGACUGUGAUUUCUGGCGUCCCCCGUCUCCCUCGUCCUCCCCAGAUUCAGAGAAAUGCUCCACUCCAGCAGCAGAGGACGGCCCCUUCAACAUCCCGCUCUUUCCUUACUCCUGGUCGACGUACUCCGGCUCCGAGCUGAGGCAUCUGGUCCAGGGCCCUUAUCACCACCACCUGCAGGGCCACAGAGAGGCUCACUCACCCGUCAGCAUCUACGGGGCGGAGGACGGAGGCACCGAGCCGCUUUAUGCACAGCGGGGCCUCGGACCCGGCUGUUACCAGGAUUACUCUUCAACGGGCCACCAGAUCUGCAGAAUGCGGGACGGAGACGGGAUGUAUGUGGACGUAAAGCAGCAGCCCCGCGUUGCAGAAAUCAAAUCUGAAAAUGAUUUCAUUCGCUCCACCCUGGAGUCAAGUGGAUCAUAUAAGUGCAUUAAAUGUUGCAAGGUGUUCUCCACACCUCACGGGCUGGAGGUUCAUGUACGGCGGUCACACAGCGGGACGCGGCCGUUUGAGUGUGGCAUCUGCGGGAAAACCUUCGGACACGCAGUGAGCCUGGAUCAGCACAGAGCGGUGCACUCGCAGGAGAGGAGCUUCAGCUGUAAAAUCUGUGGCAAAAGCUUCAAGCGCUCCUCCACGCUCUCCACGCACCUGCUCAUCCAUUCGGACACGCGGCCUUAUCCGUGCCAGUACUGCGGGAAGAGAUUCCACCAGAAGUCAGACAUGAAGAAACACACUUUUAUCCACACAGAUUGUGUACAUAAUGCUGCUGCACACCAACAUGUGCUGUCACUGAAAUCUUUGUGA